This is a messenger RNA of Suillus discolor, 1271 nucleotides long. RefSeq lists its product as uncharacterized. Lineage: Eukaryota; Fungi; Basidiomycota; Agaricomycetes; Boletales; Suillaceae. The transcript has 14 exons. The record is from RefSeq and is a predicted model, not a curated record. The coding region runs from base 109 to 1056 and encodes 315 amino acids.
UACCAUCAGCGUUCAGCGUCAGAAGUCAUGAUUCUCUCACAGAACAAAUGGCAGUGUUAUUAUAUAGUAUGUGAACCUACUACUGGUGGACUCGUUUAGUCAACAACAAUGUCUUCCUCGGCUCAGGAUGCCAUUCCACAACUUGACCUGGGAAACACGUUCGGGGCACUUUUUAUUGGCGUUAUCCUGGCAGCAGUUCUCUUCGGUCUAACCAAUGUUCAAGCCUUCAUCUACUUGCAGGCGCAUAGAAGCGCGGGGAUAACAUUUUUCAAGCUGGUUAUUGUUUCCCAAACUUUUAGGAUAUCUGAUGCUCUGCACCUGGCAUUGACAAUCCAUUGCGUCUACUAUUAUCUGGUAAUAACUAUGCAAACUUCGGCGUGCUCACGGAAAUCGUAUGGAGUCUCAAAUUUGUAUGUCCAUCGCAUAUGGAAAAUAAGCGAAGGUCGAUCAAGAGUUCUCCCGACCAUAUCAUUGGUGGGUUUGCAAUCGGGCCCUCGCUUGGGAGCAGAGGUGCUGAUAGCGAGUAGAUAUAGGGUCAAAUUUUUCGAGGAUUUGGCUAAGGCCAUGUGGUCAACAUAUCUGUCUUUAGGAGCAGCCACUUUUAUCGAUAUUAUCAUCACAUCAUCGCUAUGUUAUCUCCUCGCCACUUCACGUACUGGGUUCUCUUGGUUACUCAGUACCGAUUCAUUCAUAACAAAGCUCGUGGGCUAUACCGUCUCUGUUGGUUUCCUGCAGUGUGCUGUGAUGCCGACAACCUUCAUCUUCAUCGGGCUUCAAUCUUUAGUGGCUAAAUUACAUGUCAACUCGUUUAUCGCACUCCUGAAUGCGCGAUACUAUAUGCAGGCCAACGCAAUUGUCGAUCCUCCCCAACUUUAUGAGCACCACGGCGUCUAUCGCCAGGAACUCCACACCAGUGGAUCGCAAGAUGAAGAGUUUCACAAAUCCCAGGGGAACCCUAAGGAUGAGGUACUGCAUAUCACGCAACCUAUCCAGGGUAUCAUGCCACAGUCAACGACAUCGACGAUGGAAAUGAAGUCUCUCUCGUCAUUAGUGUGACAUGUUAACUAUGUGUCUGAUCAAGAAAUGACACCUACAGAAACAUAGUUUGUGUUCUAAAGUUAUCUUUACUGUUCAUCGUACGGUUAUGUUUAUUGGUUUUGCGAGUACAGUGUACAAUUGGGCAUGACUUUAUCGUUUGAAUGUUCAGCCACAAUAAUAAAGCUGCUCCCUUCUAACCAUGAUGCAUGACCCGGCAUUUAGAUAUGCGAUUG